Molecule: messenger RNA, 1550 nt
Organism: Musa acuminata AAA Group (dessert banana)
Lineage: Eukaryota; Viridiplantae; Streptophyta; Magnoliopsida; Zingiberales; Musaceae
Exons: 10
Coding region: 146-1279 (377 amino acids)
Source: RefSeq, a predicted model, not a curated record
GAAACGCAAGAAAGAGGACUCUCUGGCUCUCUCUUGAGUCUCUCCUCAGUUUCCUUUCCUUCUCCUUCUCCGCCGCCUCCUCCUUCCACGUGGAGAGAAGAACUGUUCGUUUUCUUCGCCACUUCCGGUGUAGUUCGAAGGAGAGAUGGUGAUGUACGAACUCAUCAAGGGCGACGAGGCCACCACGCCGUCCACGCCUAACAACGAGCUCAGCAACGUCGUCGCCGCCGCGGACAACGCGCUGCUGUCCCCGCACGAGGAUGACAUCGAGGCCGGCGUCCGGAACGCCACGAAUACCCCGCAGGAGAAAGAGGAAGCGCCCGCCGCCCGGGGGUCGCGCCUCGUCUCCCUCGACGUCUUCCGGGGGUUCACCGUCGCACUCAUGAUCUUCGUAGAUUAUGCUGGAGCAUUUCUUCCUGCAACCAACCAUUCUCCUUGGAAUGGCAUAACCCUUGCCGAUGUUGUCAUGCCAUUUUUCUUGUUCAUAGUUGGAGUUGCACUUGCACUCACAUACAAGAGAGUCUCAAGCAAAGCCAUAGCAACCAAGAAAGCUGUACUUCGAGCAAUGAAGCUCUUCAUUGUAGGCCUUAUUGUUCAAGGUGGUUUCUUCCAUGGCCUUCACAAUUUAACUUAUGGAGUUGACAUUUUGAGAAUACGAUGGAUGGGCAUAUUACAGAGAAUUGCAGUAGCCUAUCUGUUGGCUGCAGUAUGUGAAAUCUGGCUUAAAAAUGACGAUGAUGAUAGUGAUGUCUACUCUGGAUACUACCUAAUCAGGCGAUACCGAUUUCAACUGCUGGUGAGUUUGAUUCUUACUACCAUUUACAUGGUUCUCCUGUAUGGUUUAUAUGUUCCUGAUUGGGAAUAUCAGAUACCAGUGGCAGGCUCCAAGACCAAGUCCUUCUCAGUCAAAUGUGGGGUGAGGGGUGACAUAGGACCUGCUUGCAAUGCUGUGGGAAUGAUUGAUCGUCAAGUCCUUGGCAUCCAACAUCUGUAUCAACGUCCCAUGUACGAAAGAACAAAGCAAUGCAGCAUAAAUUCACCAGCUAGUGGCCCACUUCCAUCUGAUGCUCCUCCAUGGUGCCAAGCUCCUUUUGAUCCUGAAGGGCUACUUAGUUCUGUCAUGGCAAUUGUUACUUGCUUGAUCGGGUUGCAAUUCGGGCAUGCUAUCAUACAUUUUAAGGGUCACAAGAACAGAAUUAUACAGUGGAUGAUUCCUUCCUUAUUUCUAUUAGUGUUCGCCUUUUUGUUGGACUUCGGAUUUGGUAUACCAGCUUUCUAGUUCAUAUCACUGUGAUUACAGAUUGAUUAACUUCCAACACCAAGUAAACUUUUAUCUUUGUUAUAGGAAUGCAUAUGAACAAAGCCCUGUACACAUUAAGUUAUACAUGCUUCACUGCUGGGGUUGCUGGGAUUCUCUUCACUGGACUAUAUGUGUUGGUUAGAGAUCCAAAACUGUUCACUUCUUUCAAACAUUUCCAUUCAAUAUGUAUAAUUCUUUCAUCUAGGGGUACAACCAGAUAUGACUACUCACUCUUGAUGUCUACAGGUUG